CUCUUUUUUAUGACAGGAUGUCAAUUUGAGAUUUAUUUACAAAGUAGGUAUGAUAAAUGAUUAAUGACCAUUCCAAGUUCGGACAACAGCACUCAAAGGAAUAUUUAUUGUUUUUUUUUUUUGCGAAACGUGCAUAUAUCUUACAGUAAGAUAAAAAUAUGGCCCUCCCGACAGCACAACCGGCUGAAGUUUUACGAGCAUGGCAGAAAGAUGAUCUUUAUGAAAAACAACUGGCUGGUUCAUUAGCACGACUUGUCCCUUCACAUCAUGCUUCAAAGGCAGUUCCAGUAUCAUCCGUACUGUAUAAAACUUUCACAACUCUUAAAGACUUGCAAACGCUGGGUGAGGAAUAUUCUGGUAUCGUACAGGUCGACGAUUCCUUCCACAAAUUGCCUAGUUUUAUGUCCCGACUCUCCAGCAUCUUGCUAUCUGCUUUUGGUGAAAAUUUAACGAGAAAAAUACUUAAUCAUCUUGGUAAACAGGUGGAAAGUAAUGCAUAUCUGAAACCUAAGGCACAGAACUUCCUGAUGGUGAUAUUAAAGUCAUUGAAUAAUAUUGUGCCACAAAUAGAGAGCAUUCAUCGCGCCCUGUCGUAUAUCAAUGGUGGACCAAUUCAGAUAAGCAAAACUGUCACAGGUAUAAAUUAUGUCCAUGUUAGACCAGCUGCGGCCGCCUAUUAUGCUCACUUAAGAUUAUUAGGUAUAGUAACAUUACUUCAUGCCUUUAUAUCCUGUGGUCACAGUGUUUACCAAGCAAAGAAACAUAUAGAUGAUAUGGCGGACUUUCCAAAUGAAGUAGACAGUAGUAAAUCGUGUGUAGCUUGUCUGGAAGAGAUAGUGAAUCCCUGUGUAUUGCAGUGUGGUCACUUGUUCUGUAUGAACUGUUGUUACGGAGGUUUAGAAACUUGUCCAUUGUGUCGGACCCCAUUUACCAAGAAUACAGUGGUCCCCCUAAUGAAUUACUGGCCUGGGAAAAUGAAGUGAAAGCAAUUGGAAUGUCAUAGACAUAUAUGUACAUAUAUAAGUAUACAUAGAUUAUACAAAUAAGGGAUCUUGUGGGCGAGAUGAGAAUUUACUGUAAAAAAAUGUAUUUACCAAGUGAAUAAAUAUUAUAAAACUGC
This is a messenger RNA of Danaus plexippus (monarch butterfly), 1120 nucleotides long. It is a transcript of the gene Pex10, whose product is annotated as peroxisome biogenesis factor 10. The transcript has a single exon. The record is from RefSeq and is a predicted model, not a curated record. Gene Ontology annotation, biological process: protein import into peroxisome matrix. Gene Ontology annotation, molecular function: zinc ion binding. Bases 159 to 983 code for a protein of 274 amino acids. Gene Ontology annotation, cellular component: peroxisomal membrane. Lineage: Eukaryota; Metazoa; Arthropoda; Insecta; Lepidoptera; Nymphalidae.